Messenger RNA from Portunus trituberculatus (swimming crab), 2387 nucleotides. Its product is annotated as probable protein phosphatase CG10417. Gene Ontology annotation, biological process: protein dephosphorylation. The transcript has 8 exons. The record is from RefSeq and is a predicted model, not a curated record. The coding region runs from base 146 to 2251 and encodes 701 amino acids. NCBI's taxonomy places the organism in Eukaryota, Metazoa, Arthropoda, Malacostraca, Decapoda, Portunidae. Gene Ontology annotation, molecular function: cation binding; protein serine/threonine phosphatase activity.
AGAGACAGCGCGCGCCGGGACACAGAGAGGCAGGCGGGGUGAGGGAGAUACACACACACACACACAGACACACAAACACGCACGCAGCUUGAGUAUUUGCGUGUGUUGAGUGUGUUGCGUGUGUUGCGUGCAGGAUUGGGCAGUCAUGGGGGCGUAUUUGUCCAAGCCAGUCAUUGAGAAACAUAGUAGUGAUGAUAAGAGACAUGGUGUGUGUUAUGGCGCUUCCUCCAUGCAGGGCUGGCGUGUGUCCCAAGAGGACGCUCACAACGCCAUAUUGGACUUUGACACAGACACACACCUCUUCGCUGUGUACGACGGGCAUGGAGGUCACGAGGUCAGCGCAUACACUGCCUUGGAGUUGCCGGAGGUCAUCAAGAACACUGACACUUACAAGGAAGGCCAGAUUUCGAAGGCACUCACCGAUUCCUUCCUGCAGUUUGACGCCACACUGGUGCAGCAGGAGGUGGUGGCCGUGCUCACCCAGAUAGCCAGCAGCAAGGAGGAGGCUGUCGAAUCAGAUGACAGCGAGGAAGAUGUGGAUGACCUGUACCGCGAGGCCACCAUGCCGCUUGCCGAGGUCAUUGCCAAGUAUGCAGACAACCCUCAGGUCAACAGAUGCAAGGACAAAAAGCUGGCGGCCUCUCCCUUCCUGAAAGCUAAGAGUGGGGAGAGUAGCAGCAGCAUUAGCAAGGAGGAGAAUUCAGCCCAGGAAGAGGAGGAGGAAGAGGAGGAGGAGGAGGAGGAGGAGGAGGAGGAGGAGAAGAAGAAGAAGAAGAAGGAGGAGAAGAAGAUCGCUGCCUCCUCCUCUUCCUCCUCUCUUCCCUCCGCCUCAUUAAACGGAACAGAGGAAGAGGUGAAGAAGGAAGAAGAAGAGGAGAAAGAAGAGGAAAUGAAGACCGAGGAGGAAGAUGCCAAGAAAACUGAGAUGAACGGGACAAACGCAGACAAACCACUCACAAACGGCCGGAAGAUAGAAAACGGAGACCAGGAAAUCAAAACGGAGGAGGACGAAGACUCGAAAACGCCAGAAAACACCACCAAACACCAGCAAUCACCACCAAACGCCACCAAAACAGAUAAUCUAGAGACGUCACUUAUAAACGGUGAGACUGACGGUGGAGAGAAGGAGAAGGAGGCUAGCGAGGGGAAGAACGACCCCUCAGAUAGGCCUAGGAAGGGGAAAAUGAAGGGGGGGGGAGGGAAAGGAAAGGGGCUACUCAAGAAUUCAGAAGUAGUGGCCAUGAGAGAGAGGAGAGUGAAAGAGAAGAGGAGAGAAGCUGCAAUCAAAGCUGCGGAAAUUUACAGGAAGAUCCAGGAAGGCGGGGAGGAGGAAGAGGAGGAGGAGGAGGAUGAGGAAGAUGAAGAUGAGACUUUUGAGGAUACUGGUGACAUAGAAGACGCUGAUGCAGAAGAGAGCGAAGAUGACGAAGAGGAAGAGGAAGAAGAGGAGGAGGAGGAGGAGGAAGAUGAUGACGAUGAUGAUGAGGAGGAGGAGGAUGGGGUGGAGGCAGAGGAAGACGAGGAUGACCCGUACACUCAGUUUGCCCUCAACAUGAAGGAGGAGCCUGGGUUCGACAGCGGGUGUACAGCCUGUGUGGCGUUGGUACGCGGGUGUGAGCUGUAUGUGGCUAAUGUGGGUGACUCGCGGUGUGUGGUGUGUCACGAUGGUGUGGCUCUUGACAUGUCCCUGGACCACAAGCCAGAGGACGACCCGGAGGCCACCAGGAUCAGAAACGCAGGUGGCAGGGUGACAGCUGACGGCAGGGUGAACGGGGGUCUUAACUUGUCAAGGGCCAUUGGUGACCAUGGCUAUAAGCAGAACAAGACACUAUCAGCAGAGGAGCAGAUGAUAAGCCCACUGCCUGAUGUCCGCUCCAUGACUCUCACCUCAAAGGACAAAUUCAUAAUAGUGGCUUGCGACGGCAUCUGGAACUCCCUCUCGUCUCAGGAGGCGUGUGAUUUUGUGGCCGAGCGACUGGACAGGAUGGCGGAGAGCGGGGAGGGGUCGCUUAGUAGUAUAUGUGAGGAGCUGUUUGACCACUGCCUUGCCCCGGACACCCAUGGGGACGGGACAGGCUGCGACAACAUGACCUGCAUUAUAAUCCAGAUCACUGACCUCCCUCACCCCCCCUCCUCCAAGAGACCCCUGGAGGACAAGGAGGAGGAGGAGGAGGAGGAGGAGAGGAAGCCACAAGAGGAGGAGGAGGAGGAGUGUCGCCCUGAAGGGAAGAAAAUGAAGAAAAGUGAAUAAUUGAUGUGAUUUUUAGGAAUGUGUUAUUAUUAUUAUUAUUAUUAUUAUUAUUUUUAUUUUAUAUAUUUUUUUUUUCAUUUGUGUGUGUGUGUGUGUGUGUGUGUGUGUGUGUGUGUGUGUGUGUGUGUGUGUUAAG